This is a messenger RNA of Necator americanus (New World hookworm), 744 nucleotides long. RefSeq lists its product as uncharacterized. The record is from RefSeq and is a predicted model, not a curated record. Bases 1 to 744 code for a protein of 247 amino acids. The transcript has 5 exons. NCBI's taxonomy places the organism in Eukaryota, Metazoa, Nematoda, Chromadorea, Rhabditida, Ancylostomatidae.
AUGAUGGGCGAGGUGUGUACGGAAAGGCAUUUGGCAUUUAAAUGUGUACAUUAUACGUGGCUUGACGAAUGUUUCGAACGUCGUGUCGGUAAAUGUGAUGCAAAUGCCGUAAGUACAGCAGGUGCUGCCGGUUAUCGUGUAGCGUUAGCACGUUGCGAUUACAGACGAUCACAUAGCUCAUCUGAAGGGACAACUCCAUUAAUUGGAUCACCUAUGGAUGAUGCACCGUCACGAUUACAGCUGGUAUCAACGCUAGGAUAUCUUCAAACACAAUGUGCCUUAAGUCGUAGUAAAAAUUGCUCCAGUGAACAUGUGCAUAAUAUUAUGACACAAUGCGAGGAACGUAUGAAACCGCGCGCCGGAUAUCCACAAUUUGACCGACAUCGAUUACUCCGGAUAAAAUUGGACACAUCCAAGAAAUUACUGCUCUACUCUGAAACAGAUAAAGAACGAGAAUGUUUGGUCGUUCGUUCCACCUUAUCCGAAAUGUACACAUUACAUCACGCUCAUUGUUAUCAUUCUCUCGUUACUCGAUGUCUCUGCGAACGACUACGACUCGACGUUUUAUGCGAAAUUCGAUGUGAUCGACUUGAGCCAACGUCACCGAAUCAGAAUCAAUUAGCAUGGGAUGAAUGGCGAGAUGCACGUCUUAUUUCCUCCACAGCAUCCCUCCCUCUUAUAUUUGUUACCCUUACACUUUCUUUUCUCUUUAACAUUUACGCUGAUUCUCUAACAAUGUGUUAG